Messenger RNA from Vespula pensylvanica (western yellowjacket), 2729 nucleotides. Its product is annotated as mutS protein homolog 5-like. The record is from RefSeq and is a predicted model, not a curated record. The transcript is spliced from 13 exons. Gene Ontology annotation, cellular component: nucleus. Gene Ontology annotation, molecular function: ATP-dependent DNA damage sensor activity; ATP binding; mismatched DNA binding. Bases 37 to 2670 code for a protein of 877 amino acids. Lineage: Eukaryota; Metazoa; Arthropoda; Insecta; Hymenoptera; Vespidae. Gene Ontology annotation, biological process: chiasma assembly; mismatch repair.
AAUUUUUCUAUUGAACGAACAAAUAAAAAAAAGUGAAUGAAAACUAUGGAGAGCGAAAAUUAUACAGUAACUGCUUCUUCUUCGGCAAAUAAUAUCAUUAACAAAUUACAAGAAAAUCCUGGGAAAAAUGUUAUACAAUCAGAAUUCGAAGCGAUGUUAUUUGGAGAGAGCAGCGACGAGGACACCGAAACGAUAAACAAGAUGAUGCAGGAAUCUUCUUCGGGAAAUUUACCGACUGAGCAUAAUGGCACGAGCAAUGCAAAACGCAUAGAAAAUUUAGAAAAUAGAGAUGAGAUCAUUUUAACGUUGAUGUGGUUGAACAAUCGUUUGGGUGCAGCGUAUUAUAACAUCGUAACGUCAGAAUUAUUUGUAAUGGAGGAUAUUCACGAUGACGUCAUUAAUUUCAAUAUUACGAAGAUGCUUAUUAGGCAAUGUCAACCGCAUUACAUUGUCACGAUAUUUGGAAUAUUCGACGAUUUUCUUAAUUGUAUAAAAAAGCUCGUAAUGGCGGAUGCAAUGGAGGAUAAUCAAAGCUCUAGUUCGAGCGAUCGAUCGGUUCAAACGAUAUUGAAAACUUUACCGAAAAAAGAAAAUAACUAUGAAACUUGUUAUCACCGAGUUCGAUGCUUAAAACUCGAUUCCGAACCGAAAGAUGCUGAAAAUUCUGAAAGAGUUACGUUUCUAAAUGCUUUGCUCGAUUUUAAGGCUCAUGCGAUGAUCCAUGCUUUAGGAUUACUCUUAAGAUUUAUCGAUAAACAUUGGAGUACUAUUGCUCUUGAUCCUUCCGGCAAAGCAUCUUUUAUAUCCUUGAAUUAUAUUACUUUAGAAAACCUUGUAAUGAUCGACGACGAUUCUUAUAAAGCGUUAAAUAUCGUCCAAACAAAAUAUCAUCCAAGUUUCUUCAAAUUCGGUAAUGCAUCUACAAAAAUGCAAAGUGGUAGCUUAUUCGCAUUGUUAAAUUGUUGUCAAUCGAGACCAGGGGUACAGUUUUUAUGGAAGACAAUUCGACGUCCAACAAGAGACAUCGACGUACUCAAUCAAAGAUUUGACGUGAUAGAUUUCUUCUUGGAUCCAACCAAUCAAAGUGUCGUUGAAAAUUUAACAACAUGUUUGAAAGAUAUUUAUCGUUUAACGAGUGCAAUACUUAGCCGUUAUUUAGGUCCACGAGCGAGAGCUUCCGAUUGGCAAAGAUUGCAUAAAACAGUUACUAACAUAAUUUACAUCGCCUAUAUCUGUGAGAAUUAUGACGACAAGAUACAAUUAUUCAGAAAGAUAGUAAAUAUUAUUACGGAUGAGAUGCAUUACGUGAAGUAUUUCAUUGAACUUAUAGUUGAUUUUGAAGCGAGCAAACGUGAGAAUACAUUUAUUGUUAGAUCCGACGUUGAUCCUCAAUUAGACGAACUACGUAAUCUAAAACAUGCGUUACCUCAACUCUUAACAAAGAUGGGCGAAAAAGAUAUGCAAGAUAAUCUUCCCAUAUCCGUUACAAGUUGCAAUAUGGUUUAUCUACCAAAUAUCGGCUACGUAUUGGCUAUCAAACAAUGGAAUCGUACUCCACCAGAAGCAGAUGAUAUUCCUGGCUUAGAAUUCAAAUUUGCAAUAAACGGUGUACAUUAUUAUAAGAGUCCUUGCGCUAGAGAAUUAGACAGCAGCAUAGGAGAUAUCAUGUCGAAAAUAACGAAACGACAAAGCGAAAUUAUGUUGAAAUUGGUACGAUAUAUAAACAAACACGCAAAUUCUAUACUAAGUGCUAUACAGUUGUGUGCAGAAUUAGACACAUUGCUGUCCUUCUCACAAGUGGCACGGAAUCAUAAUUACGUGAGACCAAAUGUGGUCAAGUCGCAAGUUAUAGCCGUGAAACAAGGACGACAUCCUUUGCAAGAAUUUCAUACCACAUAUGUACCGAACGACAUUUAUUCUGGACAAGGGAAAAGCCUCGUCAAAAUUAUAACCGGUCCGAACGCUUGCGGAAAAAGUAUAUAUCUUAAGCAGGUGGCACUUAUAGUGUUCAUGGCUCAUAUCGGUUGUUUCGUACCUGCUGAAUCUGCGACAAUCGGUGUUAUGACUCAUAUAUUAACGCAGAUCGUUACUAUAGAUAGUAUUUCAUUGGAUGCUAGUGCUUUUUUGCAAACUCUUCGACAGAUAAAUAUGGCACUGUAUGCAUCAACUCCAAACUCUCUUGUAAUAAUGGAUGAGUUUGGCAAAGGCACAUCCGAGACAAAUGGUCUGUCGUUACUGGCUGCUGUUCUAGAUAGCUUCGUCGAAAGAGCCGUUUAUUGUCCUCACGUAUUCGCUGCAACUCACAUUCAUCGCGUAACAAAGCUGUUGCCUGAAAAUCCGAUGAUAGAAGCCCAAACAUUUGAAUUCAUAACGAACAACGACGAGUCUCUAGCGUUUCUUUAUCGCUUAGUAGUUGGAAGUACCACUUGCAGUUUUGCACAUUCUGUAGCCAAAAGUGCUGGUCUUAGCGAACAGCUUAUAAAGCGCAGCUUAGAGGUUUUUAAGAACGUAAAACAGGGAACUCUUCCUUCGCGUAUACCCGAGGUUCAACGAAAAGAUACGGUAAAGCAUAUCAUCGAAAGAGUAGUCGUUCCAGACGUUGACUUCGAUUUAGAAGAGCUCAAGUCGUGGGUGCGGCAAGCGAUAUUACCAUCGUCGACAAAAUUUUAACAAAUAACAUAUAAACAUUUCGUAUUUAUAAACAUACACGAAACUAUAUUUAAUCGAAA